UUCAGAGGAAGAGCGAAAACUGAAGAGUUGCUCAAACGUCAAAAUAUUAAUAAUGUAGUGGUACUGGAGUAAUUCUUUUUUUGGAAGAAAAUACAAACUAAAUGUCACACGUAAUGUCAGUGAAUUUAUGUACAAUGCAAGUGGUUGAUGUGUUAUUACCCUUUUAAAUUGGAUAAUUUUGUUGUGUAAAUUGACUGUUUGUGAUUUUAUUUUGAUUUUUAUUUAGUGCUCUCUUUUAAUCUGCAUUGUUUUAAAGAUGGCUAAGAGGUUAACUGAGGAAAUGGUUAUUGCAAGAACAAAAAUUUCAGAUUUGUCUAAAAUUCGAAGGCUUAACUGUUGGGGAAGUGAACUUGUUGAUGUAUCUCUUUUACAAAAAAUGCCAAAUGUGGAAGUUCUCUCUUUAAGUAUAAACAAAAUAAAUAGCCUAGCAGAUUUCCAAUGCUGUUUGGCUUUGCAAGAAUUGUAUAUUCGUCAAAACGAUAUUAGAGAUCUUAAUCAAAUAUGUUAUCUCCAAGGAUUAGCAAAUCUGCGAAAUUUAUGGCUUGCGGAAAAUCCAUGUUCUUUUAUUGAUGGCUAUCGUCUGACAGUUAUACGCGCUCUACCUCAGCUACAAAAAUUAGACAACAUUGCGAUAACACAGGAAGAAGUAAGAGACGCUGCUAGGAAGGGACGCAUCCUUACACACCCUGAAGAUCCUCAUGAAAGUGAAGAAGAAGUUGAAGAGGAAGAAUAUGUACCUGACAGGCAACAGUACAGUAGGUAUCCUACAGAACAAUAUCAAGAACAACAGUACAGUCCACAAAGAAGUCCAUCUCGACAAGAGACAGAAUAUGACAAUGGUGACAUUGACGGUUACUAUAUAAAAGAGGAGUCUCUUGAAGAUGGGAAAGAGUACAUUACUACUACAAUUCAGCAAAAUUCAUCAAGAAGACAAGAGCAAAUAAGAAGAAGUUAUUCUCCAACUGAAUAUGAUGAGCGGAAGGGUUCUCAAUAUUAUGAACAAACUAAACAAACUCAAUUCUAUGAGAAAACUUCAUUGAAUACUAACAGUUUAGAGGAAGGAGCAGGAGAUAAUUUAAAGGACCUCAAAUUAGUCACAAGCCAAUCCUCUAACAGCAUAAAGGAUUACACUAAUGGAGAAAGGUAUCCUCAAUCAAACCCAGCUGCAUACAGGCAAACGGAAGGCAGUGAAAUUUCAUCGCAUAGUCACGAAGUUCCUACAAGACGUGAAAGAUUUACGUGUCCAGCCGCUCACCAGCCACCUUUUAAUAGAAGACCAGUAACAAGGAACUCCAACAUACUGUCAGCAGUUUUGUGUUUGGUUAAAGAACUAGAUUACCCAAGUUUAGAAGUUGUUGAAAUGGCAGUCAGAUGUCGAAUGGAUGAAUUCGAAGAAUGACAUAAGGAAAAUCGUUCGUCUGACUCUGAUCCUGAAAAUGAGCUUCCUCUAACAUAAAGGGAAGCUACGGCUAGAACUUUCCAACCGAUAAUAGCUUAACAGGAUUUAAAGACUAAACAUACUGACAUUUUCGACAGAACAUCCAAAUAAUUUUUUACUGGUGCUGUAUAUGAUUUAUUAUUAAUACAAUAACUGAAGAUUACUAAACGUAAAACGAAUACUGAACAAAUAACGAUACAAAUGUUAAAAAGAUCGCGAUCUUAAUUAAUAUACUUAAUCGAACAUGAUAAAUCCAGACAGUUAGGAAAUAUAUAGGGCCAGUAAAUUGAUUUGAUUUACUUAAUAUACUCGUUUGUGAUAUACAAGUAAAAAUGUUGAUAGAUUAAAAUUAUAGUGAAAAGUCACUCUUCACUUUUCUCGAAAUUUAUAUAAUUCAAGUUAUAUUUUAGAUCCCAUUUAAUUGUAUACAAAGAAUCUUUAAAUUAUACUUAAAAUUAAACUACUAAAAUUGAUAGGAAAUACCAACUUGGAUUUGAGUAAAAUUUUCAUGAAAAAAUGAGUGAUUAAAAAGUUAUUAUUAAUUGAAAAUUAUCCUUUUUUAAGUUAUAGAAAGAAAUACUUUUGAAAUCGUAGAUAAUAAAUCAGUUUGAUAUUAACUGCUGCUAAAGCAGUAUUAGCGAUUCAAAGUAUGAAAAUGCAUUUUAUCAAAAUUAUAUAUUCUAAUAAAAUAAUUAAUAGCUUUUACUGUAUCAUAUAUAUGCGAUAAUAAGCUGCCUACGUAAUUAUUUUGAAAGCAUUUUCACGUCUGCAUAAAGGUAAUUAUUUAAUACUUGUGAUAUGAAGCGUAUUAAGGAAUGCUAUUUUUAAUCUUCCUUUUUAGCACAAAUUCAUUCUUAAUUGAAUUAGAAAAUUGUUUUAUAUUGUAAAUUUGUGCUUUAGAAAUCGUAUCAGUUUUCGCGUUCAUUUGCAUCUUACAAUUAGUACUUAAAUGCAUAUUUACGUGCACAUUUUACUUAAAAGGCUUACUUUUAUACAGUUUUAAGAAUUUUUAAAUGUAGCUGUGGAGUGUUUUAAUUUUUUUGGAUAUUUUUAUUUUGUAUUUUAUGUUCAAUUUUUUUUUUCAAAAUGUCUAGAAUGCAAUGCUUCCAGUUAUCGGAGAAAUUGCUUCAUAAGAUAUCAACACAAGAGUUAGAGUUGUAGCACAAUAUGGUGCUUUGGCUAGACACAGUAUAAUAAUGUUGAAUAUUGCCGUACUAUUUUAUUCUUAUUGUAAUUUUACGUUUUGUUAAAACUUUGUUGCCUUGAAUCGUAAUGAUGAUACUUGUUGUUUACUUCGUAUAAAAACAAAUAUUCACAAAAUUGUAUUCCUUGGUCCCUUUCAGUUAUAAUUGAUAUUUUACCAUUUGCAGUUUAUGAUUGAAAAAAUACUUUUUAUGAGAAGAAUAUAUACAAGUUUUCUGUUCUGUUUUAAGUAAACGAAUAUUUGAAAUAUGAACAUGGCAAUGCAGAUAUGCAAAUUUUAUUUGAAACCAGAAAUUUGAAGACAUUCCUUAAGAUAUCGUUUUUAACUUGUACUUGUUGAGUUUAUGUAAGAUGGAAUGGAAAUACUAAAAAGAAAUAAAUUAUUUCUACUUACCAAACUA
Messenger RNA from Agrilus planipennis (emerald ash borer), 3042 nucleotides. RefSeq lists its product as uncharacterized. The record is from RefSeq and is a predicted model, not a curated record. Gene Ontology annotation, biological process: cytoskeleton organization. Gene Ontology annotation, molecular function: protein binding. The transcript is spliced from 9 exons. NCBI's taxonomy places the organism in Eukaryota, Metazoa, Arthropoda, Insecta, Coleoptera, Buprestidae. Bases 257 to 1399 code for a protein of 380 amino acids.